AUGGCCAACAUGGGAAUUCAGAUUAUUGGAUUUUGUCUUGGCCUCCUCAGUCUGUUUGGAACUUUGAUUGCCACCAUUUUACCUCACUGGUGUAGAACGGCACAUGUGGGUACCGAUAUUAUCACUGCCAUGGAGUUCAUGAAAGGACUUUGGAUGGAAUGUGUCUGGCAAAGUACCGGCAUCUACCAGUGCCAAGUCCAUCGCUCGCAGCUGGCAUUGCCCCCAGACCUCCAGGUCGCUCGUGUCUUGAUGGUAUUUUCCUGCUUGUUUUCCACACUGGCCACUUGCGUUUCUGUAGUGGGUAUGAAAUGCACUGUGUGCUUCAGGGAAACCUCAUCCAAGGAUCAUAUUGCCAUGUCAGGAGGGGCAUUUUACAUCCUUGCUAGCAUCAUGUGCCUCAUUCCGGUGUCUCGGUCAACAAGUAACCUAAUCCGUGAUUUCUACAACCCAGUGUUACCAGCAGGAACCAGAUAUGAAAUGGGGGAAGCUCUCUAUAUUGGCUUUGUGUCAGCUGGUAUGGCUGUCAUUGGAGGAGCUCUCCUGUGUCUUCCUUGCCCUCAGCAAGGGAAUGAAAGACCCUACCAACCACAAGCUUUAUCAAUACAAACUGCACCUCAGAACAGACUGCCUUCUGCCUCUCAUAGUGAUUACCGUUUACAUGACUAUGUGUGA
Messenger RNA from Mobula hypostoma (lesser devil ray), 672 nucleotides. Its product is annotated as claudin-14-like. The coding region runs from base 1 to 672 and encodes 223 amino acids. Gene Ontology annotation, cellular component: bicellular tight junction; plasma membrane. NCBI's taxonomy places the organism in Eukaryota, Metazoa, Chordata, Chondrichthyes, Myliobatiformes, Myliobatidae. The record is from RefSeq and is a predicted model, not a curated record. The transcript has a single exon. Gene Ontology annotation, biological process: cell adhesion; bicellular tight junction assembly. Gene Ontology annotation, molecular function: structural molecule activity.